AUGCCCAGACAGGACCGGACACUACCCCACCACUCGCCAAUGCUCCCUAUGCUGCUGGUGCUUUCUGGGCUGGGGGCCGGACAUGCCCUAUCUCUGGCCCAGGAGCAACUCUCCAACCUCCCAAGCUCUUCUGACUUGCCCUCCAGUCUGGAUGUCCCUAGAUUUCAGGGGCUACGGAAGGGCUAUGAGAGCCUACAGAGCAGACUUGAGGAGACCCAGGACUGGGAAGACAGGACUUCGGACCUCAUCCCAGCCACUCAAAUCAGGAUACUCAUCCCAAAGCUACAACUUGGGCCAGGCAGCCACGUGCGUAUGCGCAUCCCCAAGGCAGCCCUUUUUGAGGGGCUCCCCGAAGCCUCCCGCCUGCACCGCGCGCUGUUCCGACUGUCCCCGACGGCCCCUAUCUCAUGGGACGUGACGCGUCCACUGCGACGUCAGCUCGGCCUUGGAAAGGUGCUCACACUCCGCCUGCGAUCUUCGCUACCCGCCCAAGGGUCUACGGAACAGCCCCAGUUGGAGCUGCAUUGGCUGACAGCCACCGCCAGGGGGCGCCGCAGCGCGCACGCGCGCAGCUCGGACGGUUGCCCGCUCGGGGCUGGGCGCUGCUGCCGCCUGCGGAGCCUGCGCGCGUCAUUGGAGGACCUGGGCUGGGCGGACUGGGUGAUGGCGCCCCGCGAGGUGGACGUGCGCAUCUGCGUCGGCGCCUGCCCCAGCCAGUUCCGGUCAGCCAACACGCACGCGCAGAUGCAGGCGCGCCUUCACGGCCUGAACCCGGAGGCUGCGCCUGCGCCCUGCUGCGUGCCCGCCAGCUACGAGCCGGUGGUGCUUAUGCACCGGGAUAGUGACGGCCGCGUGGCCCUCACGCCCUUCGACGACCUAGUUGCCAAGGACUGCCACUGCGCAUGAGACCCCUCAGCCUCACUCCUGCGGUGUCCACAGAGGAGGUGACCUCAUUCUUCUGUGCUAUGACUUCUUAAAAACUGAGUAGCCCUUCCAUAACCACUCCUGCCCAAAGCAUUGUAUUUAUAGGUUUGUAU
Condylura cristata (star-nosed mole) is the source of this 1037-nucleotide messenger RNA. RefSeq names its product growth differentiation factor 15 (gene GDF15). Bases 1 to 906 code for a protein of 301 amino acids. The transcript has 2 exons. Gene Ontology annotation, molecular function: cytokine activity; growth factor activity. Lineage: Eukaryota; Metazoa; Chordata; Mammalia; Eulipotyphla; Talpidae. The record is from RefSeq and is a predicted model, not a curated record. Gene Ontology annotation, biological process: SMAD protein signal transduction. Gene Ontology annotation, cellular component: extracellular region.